Lodderomyces jiufengensis is the source of this 4125-nucleotide messenger RNA. Its product is annotated as RNA helicase. The transcript has 3 exons. The record is from RefSeq and is a predicted model, not a curated record. Bases 1 to 4125 code for a protein of 1374 amino acids. Gene Ontology annotation, cellular component: cytoplasm. Gene Ontology annotation, molecular function: cyclic-nucleotide phosphodiesterase activity; RNA helicase activity. Lineage: Eukaryota; Fungi; Ascomycota; Pichiomycetes; Serinales; Debaryomycetaceae. Gene Ontology annotation, biological process: nuclear-transcribed mRNA catabolic process, nonsense-mediated decay.
AUGGGUGUUGCAUUGUGGCUUUGUCCCAGACCCAAUUCACAAAUAUUCGAUAAAUUAUCAACAUUAAUGAGUUCAAUAAACACUCUUUUUCCAGGUCAAUCUCCUAAAUUCGAACCUCACAUCACCAUAACGACAAACAUCAACAUAAAUCUAGAAGAUCAAUCAAAAACAAGAGAUGAUGUAGAUAAAGUACUAUCUUCAUGUGCUGUUGCUUUACAAUCAUUACCUAAGAAUCAUAAUAAUUUAGUUACACUAGGAAAAAUAAGUAGUCAAAGGAAAUUUUUUCAAAAAUUAUAUUUUGAAGUUGCCAAAGAUCCUAAUUUAAUUUCAUUUGCUAGAAUUAUCAGAGAGUUAUUCGUAAUUGUCCCAACAGAUAUUGAAAAUGAAAACAAAAAGCAAAAUCCCCACUUAUAUACAACCGAUAGUCAUGGAGUCACAGUGAGGAGAAAACCACUGAAAAAACAUAGCAAAGAUCAACAACCAACAAUUAAACAAUUUGAUACUACAGAAAUCCAAAGAGCUGCAUCCUACAAGGCAGCAGAAUGGGCUGAGAAAGAAUAUUUACCUCAUCUUUCGUUAGUUUAUAAUAAUAUGUGGCCAAUAGAUAACGCGCUUUGGCUUACGAUCAAACAGAGGAUUACUGAUUAUUUGGGGAUCGAUGAUGUUGAUGCUGAAGGUUUGGAAGAUAAUGGUUAUGGUUGGGAUGGUGGGGUUUUGAAGUUGGUAUUGUGUGAUGGUGAUGUUAAUGAAUGCCAGCUCGAAAUGCUGCAAGCCAAAAAUGAAAAUUAUACCUGUCUAACGUGCUCAGAAUCAUUUGAAACCCCUCAAGAUAUUCAAAAACAUUUAUCAACAACAAGACAUAAAUCUAUAAAACUUUCCAAACUUGAUCAAAUAUUAGAAUGUGAGGAAUGUUCAGAUUCAAAUAUACAUCAACUAGCAAUACUAAGAUACGGCUAUAACGACAUGGCAUUACUAUGUCAAUUAUGUUUAGAUAACGUCACAAAAGAAACUAAUGAACAACCAUCUGCAAAUUAUACAUUAUCUAAUGGUGCAUUAUUCACUAAAUUGAAUCAAUACCUAAAGUUCAGAGAUAUAGAAUGUACAUUAUGUGGAAGCGAUGAAAAUUUAUUUGUUGGAAACACACCAAAGGGCCAAGUCAUAGCAUGUAAAAAUUGUGUUUCUCAGUACGAAUCUCAAAAUAUAUCAUUUGUCGGAGAGAAUGAUGAAAAAUUUUUAACAGAAUUACUAGGAUUAAAAGAAGUAAUUAUAAAGAAAUCUACACGUGGUCGAGGAAUGAGAGGUCGUGGUGGAAGAAGAGGUGGCAAACGUGGCGGUAGACGUGGUGGUGGGAAUUCAGAUAGACCCCCAAGACGUCCUAGAAAAGAAGAUCCUGAAGCUGAAGCUAGAAGAAUACAUUACCAAGAAACUAAACAAAACGCCAGUGAUAUUAAAUCCGGUUCUACUGUUAAAGCCAUUGGAUCAUCAAGUGUUAGUAAGACUGAUACUUCAAAGCCAUCAUCACGAGGAAAUAAAUUUCAAAAUAAAGGACCGAAAAAUCAAACUGGUUACAGUGGUAAUAAACCAGGUUCAGGUGCAAGUAAGCCAGCAAGAGCAAUUUCUAACGGUCAACAUCAAAAAAUCAAUAAAAGCAAUUUUUCAAAUAGUUCAUCAAAGCCAACUAAUGCCAAUUUAAAACCAAAUUCUGGAGUUAAAGCACUAACAAAAGACGUAAAAUCAAUGAAAAUAUCAAAUAAUCAAAAUUCAAAUGGAAACAUAGAAUCGAAGUCAUCAUCUAAUAAAAUCUCAAGAUCAAGCACUCCUGAAAUUUCCAAAAAUCAAACUCCAAGAAGUAAUGGAACACCAGCUAAUUCUAAUAAACAAACUCCAAUAUCAUCUAAAAAAUCUACUCCAUCAAAUUCAAAAAAACCUACUCCAUCAAAUUCAAGUAAGCCCUCUCCAGCAAGUUCAAAUAAAUCUACUCCAAGAGCAUCCAUGAAGAAUACACCUGUAAAUUCAGGCAAACAAACUCCAAUUAGAACACAAAGUCCAAAUAUAAGUAGACAACAAACUCCAGCACCUGAAAGUUCAAACUCAUCUGAUUUAAUUCUUCCACCCUAUAUCACAAAAUAUCACCCAUCAACAAAACUAAAGUUGUCGUACGACUCAAUUGAUGAGUAUUUCAGAGAAAUGAGUUUCAACAUCUUUUUAGAGGAUCAAUUGACCAAUGUUUCCAAUAUUAUCGAACCACAAGAUUUAAUGAUCGAAUGGUAUGAAGAUCAAGAUAAAAAAAAUAACCAAUUUAAAGUCAGUAUACCGAUGAAACCAGAAGUUAUUGACAGAUUUAUUUCAGAUAGGUUUAAAAAAUUGAAAAAGGAUCCAUUUCAAAAAGAUCAAGCUAUGUUCUUAAUCUUGGAUGAUGAUAUACCAUGGUACGGGAAAGUUGCAACUGUCGAUGGCGUUAAAACUGGUAAGAAUAAAAGAAAAGCUAAAGUGGAUUAUACUGAAUUAGUUAUUGUAUUAUAUAAAUGGAACAAUCAACCAUUGCCAAAAACGAUUCAUGCUAAACAUUUGAAAUUAUUACCUGCAUCUGUACCUGUUUCAAGAAUUUUGAAUGCUAUGGAUACUCUAAACAAUGAAAAUUUUAUCAAAAUGUUAUUGGGUAAAGAACCAAUCAAGCAAAUUUUCUUCAAGAACAGGGUCAAUUUUUCAACUACUUUAAAUGAUUCUCAAAAAGCGGCUAUACAAUCGGUUUUAAAUAAUAAGAUUAGCGUUGUUAGAGGACCACCUGGUACAGGUAAAACUUCUGCAAUUUACGAAACAAUUAUUCAAUUAUUAGAAUCUUUAAACACAUACCCUAUUUUAGUGGUUGCUGCUUCAAAUAUUGCAAUUGAUAAUAUAGCAGAGAAAUUAUUACCAAAACAUGGAAAGUCCAUACUAAGAAUUACAGCAAAUGAGAAAGAAAAAGAAUAUAAUUUACAACAUCCAUUAGCUUCAAUUUGUUUACAUCAUAAAAUAUAUAACGCUAUGUCAAAUAGGUUCCAACAAGUCCAAAAUGAUUUAAGAAGUAAAAAUGCCUCAGUCAGUGCUAAUGCUUAUAAGAAAUAUUCACAGGAUAAGUUUCAAAUCACAAAGGAACAAGUAGCACAAGCUAAAGUUAUAUUGACUACAACUGUUGUUGCUGGUGGUACUCAAUUAAAGUCUAUAACUAAAUGUGCAGUAGUUAUAAUGGAUGAGGCAACGCAAUCAUCAGAACCAAGUACAUUAAUACCAUUAGCAGUUCCAGGAGUUGAGAAAUUUGUAUUUGUAGGUGAUCAAAAACAAUUGAGUUGUUUCUCAUUGAUUCCAAGUUUAUCUACAUCAUUAUUUGAAAGAGUUUUACUAAAUGAAACGUAUAAACAGCCUCACAUGUUGAAUACUCAAUAUCGUAUGCAUCCAUUAAUUAGUGAGUUUCCAAGACAAAAAUUUUAUAAUAAUGAAUUGUUAGAUGGUAUAACCGCAGAAGCAAGAAACAUACCAGGGAUACCAAAUGAUAAGCCUGUUUACUUUUGGGAUACUAAAGGUAAUGCACCAGAACAAUCAGUUAAAAACUUUUUAAGAGAAGAUAGAGGAUAUACUUACACAAACCAAAAAGAAAUCAACUACUUAAAACAAAUCUUACAAACAUUAAUUAUAGAAAAGGGCAUAUCAAGAGAUGAUAUUGGUAUAAUCACUCCUUAUUCCGGUCAAAGAGAUUUAAUCUCAUCAGUAUUAGUAAAAGAUGAUAUAAUCAACCCAACACAACAAGAAUUAAAAAUAGAAAUAGAUAUAGAUGAUAUCUCAAAUGAUUCCAAACCAGUAAAUAUCCAUAUAGUUUCAGGAAUAAUGAUAGCUUCAAUAGAUGCAUUUCAAGGUCGUGAAAAAAAUUUCAUGAUUAUGUCAUGUGUUAGAUCAAACACCAAGAACAAUAUAGGUUUCUUGAAAGAUGAAAGAAGGUUGAAUGUUGCUUUAACUAGAGCUAAAUAUGGGAUGGUUAUUGUUGGUGAUUUUAAAUGUUUGAAAUACGGAGAUAAGUUAUGGAACGAUUAUUUGACCUACUUGGAGUCUAAACAUUUGGUUCAUAAUAGUGAUAGAUUUGAAUAUACAUAG